Molecule: messenger RNA, 1670 nt
Organism: Rosa rugosa (rugosa rose)
Lineage: Eukaryota; Viridiplantae; Streptophyta; Magnoliopsida; Rosales; Rosaceae
Exons: 2
Coding region: 1149-1541 (130 amino acids)
Source: RefSeq, a predicted model, not a curated record
CAUGUGAAGACUGGAAAAUCAGUUUUGCUGUCAGCUUCCCCAUCUUAGCAUAAUUGUUUAAUUGCAAUUGUUUCUUUUGUGUGCCUGCCUUGCUCUCGAAAGCCAAAGACCAUCUUUGAAGAAUAUAGUUCAAUUUCAACUUGCAACCUCAUCUCAGUUUGCUGCCUUGUUGUCGUGGUUCCCAAUCCCAUCUCAUAUUGCUGUCUUGUCCAAGAUCAAGCUUAAAUCUUGAAGAUCAAAAGAAGACCCAUCUUCAUCUUGGCUCCGGUAAGCUCAUGCAUGGCAUCUCUUUCACAAAACCAUGGGUUUUUCAUGGGUUCCCUUCUUGUGUCAGUUUUGAUUAUGGAGCUUGAGUGUUUUGGGUUCUUGAAUUGGUAUUCCCAAUUGAAAUUAGGAGCAUGGGUUUACAUGGGCAAUCUGAAAUUAUGGGUAUGGGUUUACCUACUCCAAUUGAGAUUAAGGGUUCUUUGAGUGAACUGUCCCUUCUCUUCUUCCUCUAUAUAUAUGGGUUCUCUGUUCCAUUUCGGCUAUUGAAAAUACUUUUGUGUUUCAGUCCCUUUGUUUAUCAAGAGUUUAUCUCUUUGGUUUUCUGUUUUUCAAAAUGUCUUGUUCCAUGUUGAAAACAAUUUGAAAAACACAAAACCAUUCAUGCAUAUUCAUCUCUUGCAUCCCAUGAGUUCAGUUGGGAAUUGUAAGCUUCAAAGGUGAAAUCUCCAAGUCGAACUUGCUGCGUUCAUAGCUUGUGUCAUAGUUGAGAUUUCUGAGUUGUUCACUUGUGUAAACAAUUAGCAAGGAGUGAUUACAACAGUCUAGUGAGUUAGUCUAGGAGGAUUGCCGCGUCAGUGCAAUCCAAGUGUUGUAAACUUGUAAUCUGUUUCAUUAGUGACUUGGUUUUGGUCUUUCAAGAGUAAAGGCCACGCAGAUGUUUUCCCUUGAUAGGGUUUUACUGCGUGUUCUUUAUUGCUUUAGUUGGUUUGUUGAAUUUACAAUACAAUCUGUUCAUUAUCAGUUCUCAGGAUUGAUCACCCUGUUGCAAUCCCUGAGAAAGAUUUUUGAACGGAAAAAAUUGGUUGUGAGCCUAUUCCACACACCCCCCCCCCCCCCCCCCCCCUCUAGGCUCCUUCUAGGAUCCACACUAUGGUUACUUCAUGAAGUCCAAAGUUUCUGUGAGAGCUCCACAUUUAUCGUCAGCUCGGAUCAUACUUAGGGAAAUUUGGGAGGAAGAACAAACCAGUAGUUGGUCAUGGGAACAUUAUUCAGCACUGAGAGUUUUUCUUAAAGUAUUCGGUUGCUCCAGAAAUAUAUCCCUCUUCACUCGUGAUUUUAAGGCUCUCACAUUUCCAGCAAUUUUCAGAAGGACCUUCUCUUCUUCAAAACCAUUGCCUAGACUCGCCCAGCUAAUGCUUACGAUGCCGAAUCCUCCAACAGAAGUGGGAGAUGUUCCUGAUGACUUCAGGGACUCCUUGACUUGGAUGGCACCUUCUUCACGGCUGGAGUUAGUAAGAAUGGAUAGAAUACCAGCUUUAAUUAGAUAUAUAUAGAUCAUUAAACACGAAUGAAAGAAUAAGUUGUGCCAGUUUCACUAGCAAGAUAGAACAAAUUAAGUUGUUUUCAACUUGUAAGCUUCAUUCAUUCUCUAGUCAAUUCAGGCUUAAUAUAUUGUUUUAAUA